GCACUCAGAAACCCCAAACCAAAGCGGUACGGGUGUAUCCUGCGCAUCCCAUCCAGCCUUUCAAGGCCACCCCUCGCGCGAGAUGCCCAGCCUCGUCGACUGGCUCGUGUCUCACGAACCUUCCUUUCGCGCCCCCCGGCUCCCUUCGUUGUACUCGGACCUGAACGUGCAAAAGACCACCAACCCAGAAGGCUACACCGCCAACACGACGGCGUGGACGAGCGCCCUGACCCGCGCCGCCCUCGAAGGGCAACUCCCCGUCCACCAACGCCUGAUCCUGCACACCUCCGACGACCUCCUCAAUGCCCUCGCGAGUCCUCGGUACGGCCGGCCGUCGGGCUUGGGAAACGUCCUCGACGAGGCGGUCAGGUCCGGGAAAAUGGUCGACCUCCAGGACUUCCUGACGUCCGAGAAGAGCAUAUACACCAAGACGUGGAUUCCGUCGCCGCUGUCCAUCCUCAAAUGGGGCCUGAGACGGGCCGGGCUCGUGGGGACCGGCAGCUACGACGUCAACGGGCACCUGCGACAAGGUAGCCUCGUGCUCGUCAGCGCGCUGGAGGAGGUGUACAACAAGCACAUUGUCAAAUUACGGGAGGGACAGACCAGCUCGAGUUUGACGGACCGUAUCGUCAGUCGAGAAUUAUUCGUCAAAGAGCUCAACGACCUCUUCGGGGGGAAACUAUCACAACAAGAUCUCUCGGUAUUACUACGCUACCUUUCGCGAGACAAACAGAUCCUCGCGUACGACGAAACGACGAUAAAAUUCAAAGGCCCCCACGCGACGACAGCGACGACAGAAUCAGACACCGUCACCAUCACGCACGAAGACCGGAGCAUCGCAUCGCUCAAGACACUCAUCUCGAACCUCACCACGCAGAUAUCAACCCUAAGUGCACGGGUCGCCACCCUCCAAACCACGGCUCAAAAUGCGGUCAAGGCCAACAACCGCACCGGUGCCAUGUCGGCACUCCGGUCGAAAAAGUUGGCCGAGAAAUCACUAGAAUCCCGCACAAACACCCUCCACCAGCUCGAGGAAGUCUACACCAAGAUCGAAGCGGCCGCGGACCAAGUCGAGAUCGUCGCGGCCAUGGAGGCCAGCGCCGGCGUCCUCAAGACGCUCAACAAGAAGGUCGGCGGCGUCGACAAGGUCGAGGACGUCCUGGACUCGUUGCGCGAAGAAAUGGCCAAGGUCGACGAAGUGGGUGGCGUCAUCGCCGAGCCCGUCCUCGACGGUGGCAGGGCCGUACUCGACGAAGCCGAGGUCGACGACGAGUUUGAGGCGAUGGAGCGCGAGGAGAGACUCGAGCGCGAAAAGACCGAACAGGCGCAACGAGAAAAGCAACAGGCUCGAGAGGCCGAAGACACCAGAAGGAGAUUGCAAGAGUUGGACCGCCUGCAGCUGGAAGCCGCGGAGAAGGCGAAAGAGAGCCGCCAGGACGGCGAGAACCAGCAAACCACAGACCCGAUCCAAACCCAACAGACACAGAAACAGAGCCAGACUGCAGACGAUGCGGUCGAGCAGCAACUCUCGAAAAGCAUCGAGAAGAUGGAACGAAUGGACAUUGCCGAACCGCAACGAGAAGGCCGGAAGAUUGCGGCAGAGUGAAAUACGAUCAAUGGGUAAAUAUGGUUAUGAUCAUGAUGAUAUGGAGAUUUUGAAUCAUUACAUCAAAGAGUUCCGUGAAAUACAGGAGACUUCUUCAGUGGGAACACUCAUAAAUUAAGAUGGUAUGUCUGGAGUACGGAGUAUCUAGACAAGCUUCGUCGAUUUUGUACUGGAAUAGUGUACUAUUUUGCUUUUUCAUGACUCAUGAA
Messenger RNA from Exophiala oligosperma, 1815 nucleotides. RefSeq lists its product as uncharacterized. The record is from RefSeq and is a predicted model, not a curated record. The transcript has a single exon. Gene Ontology annotation, biological process: late endosome to vacuole transport via multivesicular body sorting pathway; vesicle budding from membrane. Gene Ontology annotation, cellular component: cytoplasmic side of plasma membrane; multivesicular body; ESCRT III complex. Lineage: Eukaryota; Fungi; Ascomycota; Eurotiomycetes; Chaetothyriales; Herpotrichiellaceae. The coding region runs from base 83 to 1606 and encodes 507 amino acids.